Messenger RNA from Prorocentrum cordatum, 1408 nucleotides. The record is from the annotation of a GenBank genome assembly. NCBI's taxonomy places the organism in Eukaryota, Dinophyceae, Prorocentrales, Prorocentraceae.
GCGCCCACGCGCAGCGGUCAGCGGCGCGCGACUGGGAGAUGAGCAAUGGCGACGGGGGGCUGCCCGCAGGCGCGAUGGCGGGGCGGCCCACCAGGCGUGGCAGUGCGCUGCGCAGGAAGGAGGAGGCCGAGGUAGGCGCCUCGGCGGCCCGCCGACGGGCGCGGGCGCGGCGCCUCCUCGCCGCCACGGCGGCAGUCGGCAAGGCGGCCAGCGGCGGCCCAGGUUCCUGGCAGGACCGGGAGGCUGCUGCGCGCCCCGCCUUGCGCCGAGCCGCCGCGGGACGCCGCGUCCCAGGCGCAAUGCGGCGGCGGCGGAACGCCGCGUGGCACGCGCUGCUGGUCCCUGCGGGCGGAUUCGCGCGCGCGUCCGUAGCGGGCCUUUCGCGGGCCGCCGCAGGCCCCCGCCUGGGCUGGCUGCCCUCGCUCCCGGAGGCGGCCGCGCUGCCCUUCGGCGACUACGGUGAGGUACCCGACGAGCACUGCCAGGCUCCCGGUGCCAUGGACUGCCCAGUGCUGGGCGGCGCUGCCGCCACUGAUGGAUGGCGGCGCCCCCCCAUCGUGAGCUUCGCGAACCAGGUCGUCGCCGUGGCAGUGGACGGCAGCGUCCAGACGGAGCUCCUGGGGGGCGAGGAUCACCUCGAUCGCCUGCGGCGGGUCUUGCGCCAGCGGCUCGAGGCGGCACAGCGGCCCGCGCUCAAGCCUGCCGCUGCCCUGUUUGCCCCGCUGCCCGAGGUGCUCCAGGUACGGAUCGUUGGCAUGCUAUCCCUGCCCGACAGGCUGCGGUUGUGCCAGGCCUCAACUGGGGUCGCCUGGACCUUCGAGAGCUGCACAGGGGACGCGAACGCCGACGUGGACCUGGGCCGCGGUUUCGGCUCCGACUACCAGCUGGACAUGCUGAGGGGGGAGUUGCACCAUCCCGCGUCGAACCGCACCCAGUACAGGGCUCUGGUCGCGAAGCAGGCCCAGGACAUCCGCUCCCUACGGGAAGGCUGGGCUGCUGCGGAGCAUGCGCUGCGGGACCAGCUCGCCACGCUCAGGGAGCAGCUGCAGGCGUACAUCGCGAUGAGCUCGGAUGCGCCAGCGGCCGCGGGCGAGCACAACGACGACGCAUCCGAUGGCUCGCUCUCGUCCCUCGUGGUGGAGGAUCGAGGUGAUGAUUGCGAGUUCUCCGACGGGUUCGAUACUUCCGAUGUCCUCCUCGAUGGGACUGUGGGCCUCAGGGCCUUGCCUCCCCUGCCUGCUCUCACCGACUGCCCGAUCGGUUUCAGGGCUCUCACUUGGCUGUGGGACGGCAGGGAUCCCACCGACAUGAGGCGCAUCGCCGACGAGCUGAAGUGGGCGGCUGCGACCCCCGUUCCCGAUGAGCUCGAGGGCGACACGGUGGAUGUGGUUCCCGAGGGCGCCGCGGC